UCUCGCUGGUGAUUGGUUGGCGCUGGACAUUUAAAAUUCGAUUAACUUAAAAUCCAUUCAGUCAAUCGGUAGCUUUCGUUGAAGAACCUCAGCUCGACGCAGAUAAUUUUCGAAAAGCGUAAAUAAACAAGUCAUGUCUCGAUCGUCAAGAAUCGAAUGAAAAUCGACUGGUGACUGUCAAAUACGAAAAAUCUCGUGAGAAGCUUGUUGAAUGACACAUGGUGUCUCUCAGCUGUUUGGCCAUUUAAAGCCCCUGGACUCAUUGCGCAAUCGCCAAAAGUUUGCAUGCACUCAAGUGAAACUCUUUCAAUAGCGGUCAGAGAACUCAUUUCUCCGUUCUGUGAGAGAGUGCACGGGCACUCGGAAGUAUCUCCCGCGAUUGAUAAAACGUUUAUUCCCGCACUACGGGAGAAUAAUCGAUAAUUACCCUAUGAUAAACUAUUAAAAAUGCCAACGAAAUUUAGUAAAUUUGUUAUUGAUGCGAGUUGCAAGGAAUAUGUGCAUCCCUGGACGAAUUCCUGCAUCAGUGCAACUGCUGGUCUUGGUCUGCAUGCCAUCCAGGAGUCCCUCAGGAUAUACACAACUGUUUAUCUCGUAACGAUGGCAAUGAGAGGCAAGAGACCAACCAAAGAUGAGAUUAAAAAAAGUUUGAUGGGAAUACUUCAGUCCACUGCCUUUCUAUCGUGGAGCACUUUCACCUUCUCAAUGUUUUUAUGCAGCUUCAGACGAUUAACUGGGAAUUUUAAUGUAUUAUCAGUGGCAUUUCUCCCAUCGUUCUUUUCAAGUUUAUCUGCAAUCGUGAUAGAGAGGCCUUCGAGACGCGCCAUGCUGUGUCUUUACGUAUCAAAUAUCGCAACUGAAACCCUUUUCAAAAUGGGAUUAUGGCGAGGAUACUACAGCUCGGUUCCAAAUGGAAACGUUUACAUAUUCGCAGCCAGUAUAGCUGCAUUACUCUGUUUAUACAGGAAUAGUGACGCCAAUACUGACUCGAUAUUUAGGAUAAUUAAAUUCGUUGCUAGUCCCUACGAGGCUAAGAAUCAUAGACACAAUCAAAUAAGAGAUAGAGGCGAUAGGAGGGAUAUGCAGCGUGAUAGAGUACAAAAUCCUAUAUCGAAAUCAAAUAUUUUUAUAGAGUCACUGAGGGCUUAUCAAAGGUUGAUAAGCUGGAUUAAGAGCUUUGGGAGACAUUCUGCCUGUCCACAUCCUCACAGUUGUGCACAUUUUGUUUUAGGCGGAGGUAGUAAGUUAUUCACAAUUGGACUGAGUGUACAAAUAGGAUUAAAAUUAGUUGUGCAGCUGAAAACAUUGUUUAGCAAGCCUCACCUACUCAAAUCGAUAAUUUUCCAGAAGAAAAACUUUAACUUGGCAGUUUUUCUUGGUGGAUUCACUGGUAUUUAUAGGCUCGUUUCUUGCUCGCUACGAAGGCUCAAUGAUGGCGAUAAUUCAAUUCACGCAUUACCAGCUGGAUUAAUUGCGGGAUUGACCUUUGUCAUGUUUCCCAAUAAUACUAUUGCUCUCUAUGUGAUGUGGAAGGCAUUGCAACUACUAUGGAAUAAGGGAAUUGAAAAUGGAAAGUUACCAGAAGUCAAAGGAUUUAUAAUUGGACUUUAUUGUUUUAGUACAGCUGUCUUAUUCCAUGCGGCUAUGGUUGAGCCCCAAAACUUGAGAUCCUCGUACUUCAAGUUCUUGCAUAAUUUAUCGGGUGGAAGAUUGGCAGCAAUGAAUCGGAUUCCUCUCGAUCAAUUCGGCCUAGAGACAUCGAAAUACCUGGAGGAAAUUCUUAUCAAAACAAAUACCACAAAUAAGCUUACGUACUCAUUCUGAAGGACAAUAAACUCACUCAUAGAAGUGAAAGAAAUGGAUAAAAAAAAAUUUAUCAGAGCGCAUUCAAGGAAUUUAAUUCCUGACAACAAAAAUUGCUCUACUGACUCAUCAUCGUUACCUCACAAAGAGCAAAUACAUGUCUUUAACUUAUGCAACGCGUCGACUUCACAUAAGUAAACAACAUUAGUGAAA
This is a messenger RNA of Fopius arisanus, 2016 nucleotides long. RefSeq names its product transmembrane protein 135-like. The record is from RefSeq and is a predicted model, not a curated record. The coding region runs from base 448 to 1824 and encodes 458 amino acids. The transcript has 8 exons. NCBI's taxonomy places the organism in Eukaryota, Metazoa, Arthropoda, Insecta, Hymenoptera, Braconidae.